This is a messenger RNA of Lagopus muta (rock ptarmigan), 5633 nucleotides long. RefSeq names its product inositol polyphosphate-5-phosphatase B (gene INPP5B). The transcript has 22 exons. The record is from RefSeq and is a predicted model, not a curated record. Lineage: Eukaryota; Metazoa; Chordata; Aves; Galliformes; Phasianidae. Gene Ontology annotation, molecular function: inositol-1,4,5-trisphosphate 5-phosphatase activity; phosphatidylinositol-4,5-bisphosphate 5-phosphatase activity. Gene Ontology annotation, cellular component: membrane; cytosol. Bases 2739 to 5333 code for a protein of 864 amino acids. Gene Ontology annotation, biological process: phosphatidylinositol dephosphorylation; signal transduction.
AGCAAAUCCUUAAUGAGCUUUGCAAGGAUGGAGAUGUAAGGGUGCUAAGCACAGCAUCUGCAUUGCUCCAAGCAGCCCGAGCUGGCUGUGGCACAGAGUCUCUUUGAGCCACAGAAGGGGUGGGGUGAUGCUGGGGCACCCAAGUGAUGGGCUGGAAAGAGCUUUAUCUCUGCCCAGCCUCACUGAGAGGAAGGAAAAGGAGGUUUGAAACUUGUGGUGGCAUUGCAGUGAGGUUUCCUGCAGUGGCAGAUGGGAGCUGUCUCUUAUCUCUGAGUGUGAAAUGCCGGAGACAGAUGAUGGCAAAUGCUGAGAUGCAGUGGAGGUUUGGGAGGGCACUGUGGAAGGAAGGGCUGCCCAAGGUCCAGAUCUGGCCCUGGGCAACCUGCUGCCUGCACCACACUUGCACAGGUCUCCUCUGGUCUUGUCUUGCAGGGGAAAAUCUGCGCAGCGUUCUCCUGCCAUGGGGAUGGAUGCUUCAAAGGCAAGAAGAGCACGACUAGAUGCUUUGUUGGGCAUGAUUUCUGCGAGGUAUGGCUGGGACAGGACAGGGGGGAUGUGCUGCAGUCUGUGUGCAUCCCCUCAAUGCAAAUGCCAGAGGCUGAGCAGGACCAGCAGAUGAAUCUCUCUCCUCCUUCCAGAUGAAGAAGACGGGCUUCAAUUACGUGGCAGGAUGCAGCAAAGCCUGCAAGGCUGCCAAGCCUGUCUGUGCCCAGGGGGUGAAGGCUGCCUGCUUCCAGGAGUGCUGCCCCGCCACCAUGAAUGGCAGCUGCCUGAAGCUGGAUGGCAAAGUUCAUGUGAACGGUGCUGGGCAGGUGGCUGUGUCCCCACUGCUGCAGCUCCUGGUGUGGGGGGCAGCCCUCCUCCUGAGCUGCAAGGCCUCCACUCCCCUACAUGGGUAAACAGCAGACCUGCAGCCUUUCCCCUCCUUGAUUUCAGCUGAGGUCACUAUCAAACACCCUCUGUUGCAUCCCCAUGCUUGUAGAUCCCUGGAGUUUGUAGAUGGUGACUUCUCCCCCCAUGCAGGUGAUCCCCAUUACACGUCAUCUCCAGGAGCUGUGAGCUGCAGCAUUGCACCUCUGUACUGCAGGGAUGGUGGAUGCUGGAAGGAGAGACCUCAGGUAUAGGAGUGAGAGGGUGCUGAGCCAGCUUGGAACCCAGGAACCUCUGCCUUGACCCAAGGCACAGCUUACACAAUGUAGUUACAACCUGUUCGCAGCUGUCUGAACACCCACUUAGUUUCUAAAUAAUACCUCCUGUCCCAGUAGGCUGUGCUGUUUUGUCUCCAGAUCUUGGGAAGGGAAAUGGGGCUGAGAAGCGUUGUGUUAGACCUCCUGUUUCAUAUCUGUGAUUCUCUAUGGGUAAAAGUAGGGCAGAGACAUGAAUGUGAGUCUGUAACAGGAGCUGGUCCCUGUGCUCCCAGCCUGUUCCUGCAUCACAGGCAGCUGGUAACGGCUCUGUGGUGCCACUGCAUAAACACAUUCUGUCCUCUUCCUGUUCUCUUUAAAGAAAAUAAUAAAAUAAUAACAAUAAUAAAGAAGCAUCAGUCCCUUGGCUCGAUGUCAGGCUGCUUUGGGCACAGCUCAGCUCGAUGGAUGCGAUGGGAAGGGAAUCCCAGCCAUAGGGCUGUGCUGGGACAGCAGCAGGAAGGAUGGCUUUGCUGGGAGCUCCACGCAGUGGAUGUGGGGCUGAGGGCAGGCAGUGUGCAGCCAUCACCAGCCCCUCCACGCUGCAGUGAUGCUGCACCAAAGCCAUGCCACAGCCUGGGCUGUGUUGUCACAUCAAUGUAUCAGCAGAAAGUGACAACAGGACGGAGCUCUUGGAUAUUCCUGUUUCAGAACCGACUCGCAGAACCACGUUUCUUGCAGGAGCGCUCUGGAGUUUGUAGCUGAUAUUUCUCACUGUUCUCCUUUCAUUUCCUCUUUGCAGUCUUUUAUCUGCUCAGCACCAUUGCCGAUAAGGGAGCAGAAAGCACGGGCUGCUGCUUUUUCCGUAUCUGCCCGACUUUUGCUGUUACUUACAGCGGAAAGAGCUGACUCACAGAGCUCCCCUGUUGGGCACGUCAGCGCCUGCUGACAUUUCCCAGCACCUGCUUUCACCCUUUGCACCAGUUCUUUGCAUAAUUAAAGCUCGGAAGUCAGCUGGGUCACGACAUUUAACAAAACAUUCCAGGUGCUACCGCAAACAAGAGCCCUUCCUGAUGGCAGUAGGAAGUUAGCGGCUCUGCAUUGCCGCAGGCCCGGCUCUGUACACGCAGUACCCUCAGCCUGAGGACGCUCCGUGCCCCCCCCUCGCCCGUACUCCGCUUCUGCUCAGCCUUUCUCGCCGCUCUCCCGGCUCUCCGCCCCAUUAACCAAGCAGCAUCCCGUUUAAAAAUCCUUCCCGGUCCCAUCCAGCGGAGAGGGAAAUGAUGCUCGGUCGCUUCCUGGCGCUUUGCGAGCCUCUGUCCGGGCGGAGGGCGGCGGUUCCGGCCGCGGUGAGGAGCGCCAGCAGCGGCUGCCGAAGCCCGGAGAUCCUCGCGGGGCCGCACCGGCGCAGCUCCGUCCCUGUGGCCGGAGCCGAAGGGUUAAAGGAGCCCUGGGGCAGGCCGGGAGCGCGGGGCGGGGAGAGGGGCGACGGGGCGGCGGCGGCUCCCGGCAACGGCGACACCGAGCGCGGCCGCAUCGCGGACCCGACCCCCAUCCCCGUCCCGACCCCCAUCCCGGUCCCCCCGAGCUCCACGCUGACCGCCGGCCCGGAGGAUGGACCAGUCGGUGGCCAUCCAGGAGACGCUUCUCGAUGGGGCGACGUGUCGAAUCGCCGUGCAAGGAGCCGUGGCUGCGGGGCAGAGCGUGGAGAGCCGGCUGCUGGGCCUGGUGGAGCGCGGCGGGCAGCACGCGAUCUACGUUUACACCCACCGGCGGAUGGCCAUCGCUGCGGAGGACGUGUGGCUGGAGAGGGUUAUCCCCAUCUCAGAGGGGUUUGCAGUGGAAGAAGUGAUACCUGAUGGUGACCUUCACGUCAUUGGUUCAGAUGUGACCGUUCGGAUCCGCUCCCAAGGCGAUGGGCUCACAGUGCAGCUGCCUUUUGGUUCACACACCCGCACGUUCCUGCAGGAGGUCAGCAAGUGCAGCACAGAAGCGGUUGGCUCUGAAGGCAUCAAGCAGAAUGGAAAGAAGCUUGCAGUCAAUCCAGGCUGGAGCCAGGACAGCACUGACAGGGGUGCUCCCAGGCAAAGCAAACUCAAACCAGAGGUGACAACAGAAAUGGUGCAGUCCUCCAGCAUGAUGGUCUCAAACAUGGCUUCAGUCUUAGCAGAAUCAAAGUUUGGGCUACGAGAUACUAUUGUCAAAUCUGAGCUUGUGCAAAGGGAGGAUUCCUACACGUACAUCCAGAACUUCAGGUUUUUUGUUGGGACUUACAAUGUGAAUGGUCAGUCCCCCAAAGAAAGCCUCCAGCCUUGGCUGAGAUGUGAUUCUGCACCUCCAGACAUUUACUGUGUUGGUUUCCAGGAGCUUGAUCUGAGUAAAGAAGCCUUCUUUUUCAAUGACACACCGAAGGAAGAAGAAUGGUUUAAAGCUGUAACUGAUAGCCUUCACCCAGACGCCAAGUAUGCAAAGGUGAAACUUGUGCGACUCGUGGGAAUAAUGCUUCUGUUGUAUGUGAAAGCAGACCUUGCUUUGAACAUCUCUGAGGUGGAAAUUGAGACUGUGGGAACUGGCAUCAUGGGGAGGAUGGGUAACAAAGGAGGUGUUGCCAUAAGGUUUAAAUUCCACAACACAAGUGUGUGCGUUGUGAAUUCUCACCUUGCUGCUCACACAGAGGAAUAUGAGAGGAGGAACCAGGACUUCAAAGACAUUUGCUCUCGGAUGCAGUUCUGCCAAUCGAAUCCCAGUUUGCCACCUCUCACUAUCAGCAAACACGAUGUGAUCUUGUGGUUGGGUGACCUCAACUAUCGGCUGGAGGAGCUGGAUGUGACGAAAGUGAAGCAGCUUGUAGAUGAGAAAGCAUUUUCAGAGCUUUGCCAAUACGACCAGCUGAAGAGGCAAAUGAAUGCAAAAGCUGUCUUUGAAGGCUUUACAGAGGGAGAGAUUUCUUUCCAGCCAACAUACAAAUACGACGCUGGCUGUGAUGAGUGGGACACGAGUGAGAAGUGCCGUGUUCCAGCUUGGUGUGAUCGGAUACUGUGGAAAGGGCAGAAUGUUGCUCAGCUGAGCUACCGCAGCCAUAUGGCUCUGAAGAUCAGCGACCAUAAGCCAGUUAGCUCCGUGUUUGAUAUUGGGGUGAAAGUUGUGAACGAGGAGCUCUACCGAAAGGUCUUUGAGGAAAUCGUGCGCUCCCUGGAUAAGGUGGAGAACGCCAACAUUCCCUCGGUGACCCUCUCCCAAAGAGAGUUCCACUUUGAGGACGUCAAAUACAUGCAGCUGCAGGUAGAGAAGUUUACAAUCCGCAAUGGACCAGUGCCCUGCCAGUUUGAAUUUAUCAGCAAACCAGAUGAGGUUACCUACUGCAAGGAGUGGCUGAUGGCUAAUCCUAGUCAAGGCUUCCUGCUGCCAGGUUCUGAGAUCACAAUUGAGUUGGAACUGUUUGUUAAUAAAUCAACAGCUACACACUUGAACUCUGGAGAAGAAAAACUUGAAGACAUUUUGGUCUUGCAUCUCGACAGGGGGAAGGAUUAUUUUCUGUCUGUAACAGGAAACUACUUGCCCAGUUGCUUUGGGUCUCCCAUUCAUACGCUGUGUUACAUGAGGGAACCGAUCCAAGACAUGUCUGCAGAAUCCAUUCGGAAUCUUACCCUGAUGCCACUGGAAAUGAGUGAUAGUGCUACUCAAGCUGAAAAGCCUCUGGAAAUUCCCAAAGAGCUGUGGAUGAUGGUGGAUCACUUAUACCGCAAUGCUUCCCAGCAGGAGGACCUAUUUCAGCAACCAGGCCUCAGGUCUGAAUUUGAGCAGAUCCGAGACUGUUUGGACAAAGGAAUGCAUGAUACCCUCCUUGGCAGCAACCACUCGGUAGCAGAGGCGCUGCUGCUCUUCUUGGAAAGCCUGCCAGAGCCAGUCAUCUGCUACAGGUACUACAGCAGCUGUUUGGAGUGUGCCAACAACUACCUGCUGAGCAGCCAGAUUAUCUCUAACCUGCCAGAGUGCCAUAAAAAUGUGUUUGAAUAUCUAAUGGCAUUUCUACGAGAACUACUGAAAAAUUCAGGGAAGAACAAUUUGGAUGUGAAUAUUCUAGCUAGUAUAUUUGGUGGCUUGUUACUUAGACCUCCUCCUGGACAUCCUAUGCCUGAUAUAACAGAAAAGAGGAAAGCUCAGCAAUUUAUCCAUCAGUUCCUCCUGAAAGAGAACAAUUUAUCGUGACUUUCAGAUGCAGCUAAUCUGACUUUUAGAUAUGAAACUACUGUAAAGAAAAAAAUGUACAGUAUAUCAGUUUUUUUUUUUUUUUUUUUUUUAAAUCACAGUAUUUUAUACAAUCUUUUGCUAUUAAAUGCAGCUCAGGCAUUUAGAAUCAGGUGUCACUGUUAAUAAGCUGUAAAGUAUAUUGAAUCUAAAUAAGCUGUACGUAGACAAGCAAAAAUAUAAAAGCUGAUAUUUACUCUUGUAUUUAACUUGUAUUAAAGCACAGAAUUUUUAAGUCCUUAUUAUUUAAAUAAAAACAUC